Molecule: messenger RNA, 458 nt
Organism: Caenorhabditis elegans
Lineage: Eukaryota; Metazoa; Nematoda; Chromadorea; Rhabditida; Rhabditidae
Gene: C49A9.10
Product: Oxidoreductase-like domain-containing protein
Exons: 3
Coding region: 16-357 (113 amino acids)
Source: RefSeq, marked reviewed
AGCACGUCUCGAUCGAUGAGAAUACUAGUCAAAAAUGGAUUGUCAAUUAUCAGGAUGUGUACGAAACGAUAUUUAGCAACUUUUAACAUGAGACCUCCAAUGGAACCAGAACCCGGAUUGUGCUGUCAAGAAGGAUGUGAAAGUUGUGUAUGGCUUAUUUAUGCCCAAGAACUUUUAGAUUAUUAUCGCUCAAAAUACCCUACAAAUACACUCGAACGAGUAAAAGAAGAAAUCGGCGACAAAAUCGAAUCGCCAUCAGUCAAAGAAUACGUUUUAAUGGAGAUUUCGAUGUCAGAAAAACGAUAUAAGGAUAUGGCGGCACUUGGAACAAGAAAAAAGCCAGGAGAAUCAAAAUAAAAUGUUUUUAUUUCAAAAAUUGCAUAGUAUUAAUUAAAAAUCGUGUACAUACGUGUAGUAGGAGCCAUUUUUCGAAUAAAAAAUAAUUUAUAUAAUUUAAA